This is a messenger RNA of Haliotis rufescens (red abalone), 2005 nucleotides long. Its product is annotated as protein lin-9 homolog. The transcript has 17 exons. Gene Ontology annotation, molecular function: DNA binding. The record is from RefSeq and is a predicted model, not a curated record. Bases 15 to 1613 code for a protein of 532 amino acids. NCBI's taxonomy places the organism in Eukaryota, Metazoa, Mollusca, Gastropoda, Lepetellida, Haliotidae. Gene Ontology annotation, biological process: regulation of transcription by RNA polymerase II; DNA-templated transcription; regulation of cell cycle. Gene Ontology annotation, cellular component: transcription repressor complex; nucleoplasm.
GAGGCGCCAGCAAAAUGGCGGCAGAUGAGACUGUCGAAAGCUCAGCCAAUGCUCUUGUGAGUCUGAAAGAGGGAAAAGGCAACUCCUACAAGACACCUCCCAGAAGAGGAAAUCCUCCUCGGUUACGGAAGAAGAACCAGCGGUUUUACAAUGAGGAUGAAGAGACAGACUAUUCCCCUGUACGAUCACCAAAGAAACAAUCACGCACCACAUCUUCCAAUUCAGCCGGAUCAGUUGGCCGAUCCACCCUUACAACGCCUGACAAGCGGGCAGCACAGGCCAUCGGUGUCAGGCUAAGAAACUUGCUCAAACUUCCCAAAGCACAUAAAUGGGUCUGCUAUGAAUACUUCUACUCAAAUUUAGACAUCCCCUUGUUCCUGGGAGAGAAUGAUUUCUGCAUCUGCCUCCGAGAGUCCUUUCCUCAGCUGAAGACCAAGAAGUUACGGAGAGUCGAGUGGUGUAAGAUCAGACGUCUAAUGGGCAAGCCUCGUAGGUGCUCCCCGGCAUUCUUCACGGAGGAGAGAGCAGCCCUGGCAGAGCGGAGAGAAAAGAUACGACUUUUACAGCAGAGGAAGCUGAAUGAAUUUAGCAGCCUCAAAGAUCUUCCCGAUGAAAUACCUCUACAUCUAGUCAUAGGAACCAAAGUCACAGCUCGACUCCGCAAGCCCCAGGAUGGUUUGUUCACGGGUACGGUCGAAGCCUUGGACACGGUGGACAGCACGUACAGAAUCACAUUUGACCGACCUGGCCUCGAGACGCAAUCAAUACCCGACUAUGAAGUCUUAAGUAACGAAGAAGCUGAAACAAUACCAAUCACAGCGUUUCAGCAAAAACAUCGACCCCGACAUGGGAUAUUUUCUCCGCCAAGGUUCGUCCCAGGACUUGGAUCCCCCGGCCAGCAGCUGAACGAUGAUCCUUUGCUGAGUGGCUCACCAUUCAAGGGUCGGCUGAUGAGUUUGGACGGAGGAACAUAUGGUGGUUUUCCUAUCAAGUUUUUAGUCUUAGUGACGCGUUUGUCUAAAAUUUUGAUGAUUAAAAAAGACUGGAUUAGGCAGCUGCAGGAUAUGAACACGCAAGCUGAAAAACUGAAGUCGUACCAGCAGCCCAUCACGGUGGAGUUCCAGCGGAAGUAUGCCAACAUUGUGCUGGAGCUGGAGAAACUCAACAAGGAUUUGACGGAGUACCUGGUCGGGGUGCAGCAGUUCUGUCAGGAGCUUGCCCCUGGAUCUGGGAUGACGCCGAUUGACCAACCGUCCGAGAUAAGAAAGAAGAGCGAAGAAGAGGCACAAUCUAUGGUCAGCAGGAUUUGCCAGACACAGACUUCUGCGACUAUGUUUCACAAUAAGAAGACGGCCAAGAAUGAGAGGAUACUGAGUUUGGUGGCCAACCUGACCGCACUCAUGUUACAAGUGAGGACAUUCUCAGAGAACGAUUUCAACUCAUUUGAGUUCAAAUCACUUCAAGACAGCUUACAGGAUAUCAAGGUUACCCUGGACGGAAACAACAUCAACUCCUUCCAGAACAACGUCGAGAUCCACAUCAACCACAUCCAGAGUGGGCUGUCACAGAUGGGCAAUCUGCAUCGCUUCGCUGCUACGUCCUACCCAACAUGAGCCUGCCCUGCCCCGCCCCGCCCCCUCACCUCACACACACAUGGUGCUCUUGCUGGACAUCGGUCAUCCAGGUGGCCUUGGCUACCCCUGCUGGAGCCACUGUUGACAGGUAGUGAAGGACCUGGUUGCUGGAUGGAUUGGCCUUGGUUAGACAUCAUCACGUGGAAGUGGAUUGUCUCAGAUGCAGAUUGUGAUCAUGGUGCAUUGUUGAAUGGAUUUUCAUAUCUAUACUACUCAAAACAAAUUAAGCACCACCGGAUUCUUUCAUAUUGAGGGGGGCACGGGUGGCCCAGUCGUCUAAGGCGCCGCGAUUCGCUGUGCAGAGUUACGUCCCUUGGGCACGCCAGAAACCUAUGAUUGUGGGUUCGAAUCCCGGUUCACCCCGAUUAUGU